AUGCGCAAAGACGGUGUAGGAGACGCGAGGCAAGAGCACGCUCUGAAACGGCAGCGGUUGCUUGGUACACGGGCAAGUGAGCGCGAGAUCGUCGAAAGUGAUGUGCAGUUGGGCAACUCUUGUCUGGGCUUUUACCUCAACCAGAUGGACGUCGUCGACGACGGGCGGAACGGUGCACAUGCACCAUACGUCGUGAGCCUCGCCGAGUUGUUCCAGGAUGGGCGUCUGCUCCGGGGCUGCUCUUCAGGGACGUGCCCGGUGAGCCGCAGCGGGCCCUCGAGUGACGGUGCUGCUCCGCGGCGAGUCUCGCGGGAGCCGUUUCCGGGCAUCACAGACGCACUGCUCGCAAACUUCGUCGCGGACUAUGACGCGAGCUUCUUCUUCGACCAGUGCCCGUCCCUGUACCAAACGACGGGACAGCUCGUAUUGAUCACCGGGGAUGCACCGUCGCGGAUAGCAGCGCUUCGAGGCUGGGUUCGGGAUCACCUGCAUGCCCUGGCUGAACGCACGCGAGUCCUAGGCGUAUCGGGGCUGUUCAGCGGACGCGCUCCAAGUGCAUGCGAACAGGGUCCAGACUCGUUAAGUGCCCGCGUCGAUGGCGCUGGUGGUGGUGGCGGCGGCGUCCAUCACAGCAAGUUUAUGAUUCUACGCUUGCGAGACGAUCGGGUUCGCCUCGUGAUUCAUACAAGUAACGACAUCGCAUACGACUGGUUUUUCAAAUGUCAAGGAAUAUUUGCCGUGGAUUUGCCGCUGCGCGGAGCUGGCAGCGCAUCCCCGAACACCGGCUUUUGUGCGGAUCUCCAGCAGUAUUUGGGUGCGUAUAUCCGGGCCGGCGAACGGGCCCUGCACGGCGGCGUGACGAGCGCUCGACGUUUCGGGACGAUGGUUGCCCCGGGAGAUGCGGCGUCUCUCGUAGACGCUGUGUCGCAUUUUCGUCGGCUCAUGACGUGUUGCGAUUACAGCGCUGUGGACGGAGUUCGUCUGGUAUCAUCGGUGCCCGGUUGGCAUCGAAUCUCGGGGCAGAGCAGAACGAGUCAAACGAGCCGGACCGCAUCUCAUGCUGUGUGUGCGUUCGGACAUCUACGCUUAGCAAAUCUGGUUGCUUCGAGCUUGCGCCAUUGUACAGAGGCGGCCCGGCACCCGAAUUCGCUCGCUUUCGUGUUGCAAGGCAGCUCGCUUUCGUCCGUGGAUGCUCGUUGUCCAAGAGCCGCCUCGGAGACGCUUGCUCGUUACUGGCUUACAUCGGAGCUCUUCCGAUCGCUCUGUGGUGGUGAUGGUGGUGGUGGUGGUGUUGGCGAGGAAUCGGUGUUCGCGAAGCUUGCUGAGGGAUCAGCUCAAGUGUAUUUGGUAUGGCCGACCAGAACUCAGGUCCUGACAAGCAUCGUCGGCAUCGACAGCGGCAUGGGUUUGAUUGCCCGCGCGCAAGCGUUUCUGGAUCCAGAAAUCCGUCAGCUACUGACUCGCUGGAAUGCUGACUGGUGUGCGCGAACCAGUGUCAUGCCGCACAUGAAGACGAUCAGUUGCUGGGACACUCGGACUGACCAAUGUCUCUACUGCUACCUGGGCUCAGCGAAUGUAACACCCGCUGCCUGGGGAAUUACCCAGAAGCAGGGAAGUCUCCUGCGCUGCAUGAACUGGGAGCUUGGUGUGCUGUUCACUAGCGGAUAUCUGGCGACUCCCAAACUGUACAGAGAACUGCGACACUAUGCAGACAGGUCGAAUGAGCGAGAGCUCAACGAGCCGCGUUCUAUUAUCCUGCUCCCCCUGCCGUACACCCCAGGUGCUUGCGCCGGCGCUCGGUACCAGGAGCGUCUGGACCAACCCUGGUCCAGUGAUGCCAUGAUCUGA
Molecule: messenger RNA, 1848 nt
Organism: Cyanidioschyzon merolae strain 10D
Lineage: Eukaryota; Rhodophyta; Bangiophyceae; Cyanidiales; Cyanidiaceae
Product: probable tyrosyl-DNA phosphodiesterase
Exons: 1
Coding region: 1-1848 (615 amino acids)
Biological process (GO): single strand break repair; double-strand break repair
Cellular component (GO): nucleus
Molecular function (GO): double-stranded DNA binding; 3'-tyrosyl-DNA phosphodiesterase activity; single-stranded DNA binding
Source: RefSeq, a predicted model, not a curated record